AUGUCCAAUGACACCCCGAGGAUCGACCAGAUAGCUCACAAGUUCUACGCCAAACUUGCUCUUGUCGUCAACCAUGCAAGGGCAACAGUUGAGCCAUCCCCGGAGGCCAAGGAGGACAGAUGGUUCAAUCUCGAGACCCCAGGCCCGGACAUCCUGAAGGACUAUACCCGUCUAUACCGCUCCAUCUCGUCUGCACAGACAGUCCCCCCAUUCCAACUUCAUGUAUUGCUCUGUGUCCCAGAGCUGAGCAAUAACCAGGUGCUCGUUUAUCAUGCACCCGACUCUUCGCGUCUCAGGAUCGAUCCCACACCCAAGUACAUCUUACUGGAGUCGUGGGACAUCCUCUUCGCGCCCACCGCUCACCGGCGCUAUGGGGACGAUCGCGCAGAGGUCGCGCCGCCGACAAUGUACAAGCACGGCAUACUGCUGUUCCGCAGUAUUUUCACGCUUUUACGCGUGUUGCCUGCGUGGAGGCUAGCCAGGCGGCUGCGCAGGCGAACUGGAGGGAACCGGAUUGGGAACCUGACCAUCCAACUUCGUGUGAAAGGCGCAGAGGAUGAUGGUGGCGUGUUGGGGUUUGACAUGCCUCCUGCGCCAGGCGUCGCUCCGCUCGCGAAGGACACGCAUGCAUUCCCGCCGAUCACCCAUUUGACCGGCACGCUGACUUUCUCUGUGACGUAUCUGACCACGCCCCAGUUCCAGCUGGACGAACUCGAGUCUCUGCUCUCUUCGCGGUUCCUCUCACUCGACGAAGGCCCCGAGUUCACCCCGACGCUCGUGAAGCACCAGCAGCGUGACUCAUUGUCCGGCUCACCGGGAAGCCUGCCCAUGCGGACAUCGCUCCCGCGAACGCCCCCUUCUUCCUCUGUAGCCGACCGAUUUGUCGUCCCGCCUGCGGUCGGUUCUCGAACAACAACAUUCACAACAGUAAGCGGGAGUAGUCCGCGUUUGCAGAGUGUAGCACUGCCGUCCGUACGACGCCUGUCGAAUCCUGGGCCAGGCGCAGCUGGCUCACCAUCUGGCAUCUCGGAUGGGUCGUCUUCGAGGCACGGUGCGGGAUCGGUUGCCUCGCGUGAUGAUGCCGUUUCCGCAAUGGCUGCGCGGCUAAGGAGAGAGAGUAUUGGGCGAAGCCGAGGACCCGAUCUGCCGUCCAUUCCAGGACCACUACCCAUCCGCCGAUCACCGAUCACGAACGUGCACCCCUUCAAGGCGUCCACCAUCUCACCAUCGCCCUCUCUUCAUUCGCCUUCGCCUUCGCUUCGACAGUAUUCGCCUUUGUCCUCCACUCCCGGUGGCUCGGGCCCGUCGCUGCCAUCACGUCCGGUGCAGAUGUCGCCCGCUGCGUCUCGCGCUGGUCCAAUGAGCGCGCGGCUGCCGUCGUCUCCGGUGACUCCGUUCAGGCCUUCUCCGCCGUUCGCCCCGUCAAGUUUGGGAGACCGGCGAUCGUUGGUGAGUGCAGAGGGCGUAUCUAUAUCAGGAUCAGAAAGUCCACGGAUGGGUGGAAAGAGGUACUCGAGCAGCUUUGGCCAUCGAUAUGCUGCUUCAGGAGGCGUAGGUAGUGAUGGAAGUGGGGGUAGUGGUGUGCGAGAAGCGGAACGGACUACGGGCGCCUCAUUCCCGAGCGCGAAUGUGGAUGAUGAAGAAAUCUCAGCGUUCAUGAAAGACAUUGACACACGCAAGCCGCUUGGCGGGCUACGUGAGCGGAACACACCAUCACGAGAGGGAACACCUGAGGAAGUUUCGGAAGCAUCGCAGCCUUCACGCUCGGCCAGCGUUGCCUCGCACACGCGGACGCGCUCGAUGCCCGAGCCGAUGCUGGCUACGGAAGCUGCUGUGGAUGAACGGUUACGAGAGAUGAACGAAGCAUUCAUGACGACAAUUAGGGGACUGGAUGGGCGAAGGCGCACAAGAGGCGGCAGCACUCAUGCUCCUCGACAACCGAUAGAGCCAGUCGUGGCGGGGAGUAGUGUGCAACAGGGCACUAUGCUGGAGGGUGCGAGGGUGGGUCCCAUAGGUGUACCACCAUCGUAUGUCCGGCCGAGGUUGGGAUCGACAGCAAGCGCUAGGUCCGGCCUUAGCGUCGCGUCGGGCGAAGUGCUCGGUCGCAUGGACCCGGAGAUAGGAGACGACAGAGAAGGGUCCGACGCGAUUUGA
Laetiporus sulphureus 93-53 is the source of this 2154-nucleotide messenger RNA. RefSeq lists its product as uncharacterized. Gene Ontology annotation, biological process: protein localization to phagophore assembly site; piecemeal microautophagy of the nucleus; autophagosome assembly. The transcript has 5 exons. Bases 1 to 2154 code for a protein of 717 amino acids. The record is from RefSeq and is a predicted model, not a curated record. NCBI's taxonomy places the organism in Eukaryota, Fungi, Basidiomycota, Agaricomycetes, Polyporales, Laetiporaceae. Gene Ontology annotation, cellular component: cytosol; phagophore assembly site; extrinsic component of membrane.